CCUCCCUUUACCCUUUCCAUUCCACCGCUACUUUUACUUUCGAUUCACUUCCCCCACCCAUUUUCCUUUCCUCGUCGCCGAUCGCAAUCGGGAAUCGUCCCGGAUAUGCACAAGAGCCGGCUCCAGGAGCUCUGCCAGCGCCAGCAAUGGUCGCUUCCGGAGUACGCCACCUCACAUGACGGCCCUGCCCACAAUUUCCGCUUUAGCGCUACCGUCACCGUCAACGGCUCCUCGUUCCACUCCCCCGAUCUCUCCCGGACAUCCAAGGAAGCUCAGAACAAGGCCGCGCUGGUCGCUUUCGAGCAGCUCUCUGACGUGGUCCCGCAGUCGCCGCCCGUGGACUUACCACCGCCUCCAACCCCUGCACCGGCCCUUCCUAUAGAUCUUGGUUUCCGUUGUGUAUAGCUAGCAUAGCAUAGAGAGGCAUCUUCUAGUUUAGUGGCUUAAAAUUGACUGAGUAUGUAAAUUAGCUAUAACUUUCAGGCAUCAUGUUUGCUUUCAUUUUAUCGAUAAUUUGCUUAAUUC
This is a messenger RNA of Zingiber officinale, 525 nucleotides long. Its product is annotated as double-stranded RNA-binding protein 1-like. The coding region runs from base 106 to 405 and encodes 99 amino acids. The transcript is spliced from 2 exons. The record is from RefSeq and is a predicted model, not a curated record. Lineage: Eukaryota; Viridiplantae; Streptophyta; Magnoliopsida; Zingiberales; Zingiberaceae.